UGUGACUUGUAGCCUGUGCUGGCCCACGGGCCUUAGCCCCGGAGAGGCGGCUUUCGGAUUGGUUCUCGUUGGGCGAUGAAAGGUCGUUGCUAAGGGACACAUGGAUUCUCCCCAUAAAAAACUCACUAGUGCCCCUACUGACUCUUACAGUGACCUUUCUAUAGGCAACACAGAAAUGGGGGAAACUGACAAAAACAAAGACCUUAAAAGGAAGAGCCUCCUGGAAACUCAGUUUAGUCACAUCAGAUUCCUAAAGAAAAAGCAUGGACAAAGAAACCAGUUGAACCAGAAUAUUAGUGCCAUGCAGGAGGGGAACAAGCAUGUUGCAAAAAAACCUCUGGAUACAACCUCACAGGUGAGGUCAAGUGCCAUUCUGAGAAAGCUAGCACAGAUAGAAAGCAAGAUCAUGACCCAAAAGGUACAGAUGGAUUUUUCUGAUACUGAGCUGGACCUGAAGAUUUCGGAUGAAGAGAACUUAUCAGCUAGAUCCAGCCUGGAGGAGAGUGCAAGAGGUAGCAGGUAUCUGAAGAAAAAUGACACAGUCAAGGAAAAUGUAACAUUGAGUAAAGUCCAUUUCAAGGGAAAAGGUAGCUGCCAGACAACAAUAAACAAAGUGCCAAUUAGAAAGCAACUUAGUCUAGAUAGUGAUGAAGAGGAAAUGAGACAAUUACUAGGGAGCUCUUUGGAGUUUUCCAGUGAAAAUGAGAACCAGAAGGAUGUCACCAAUUUUUCUAAACCUGAUGGAAAGCUAUUCAUGAAGUCCAAGAUGAAGAGUCCACCGAGAACAUCUUUUCCACCCAAAAACCAGUCUUCUUCGACAAAUCUAUUUAGUGCUCCUUCGCUACUUGGCAGAAGUUAUCAGAAAAGAACCUCUGAUAGAAUUAAUCCACAAACUCCCUCUCCACCAAGUGGAAAUUUGCCAAGACUAACUAGUAUGUCUUUUCAAUCACCAACUCCACUAAAAGACAGCAUUGCAGAGACCGCUUCACUUAGAAUGAACCACAAACAAAGUCAAGUGUCCUUGUCUGAAAGGAGUGAAAUCAAGUCUUUGGAUGAGUUGUUUUCAAAAGCAGCAGAUACAGAAGAUGCAGCCAGUGAAAGUUCUAAUGACUUCAGAUUAAAUAUUUUGAGCAUUGAUGAUUUGGCUCCAAAUGUUUCUGGUGAUAGAGAAGCAUUAAAACAAAUGGAGACAGGCAUUCAAAUGGCUAAAAAAUCAAACAAGGACUCAGAACCAAAUGUGUUUCCUGUGAAUAAUGACCAAACCCCCCUUAAAAUGGCGAGUGUCUUAACUAGGACUAAUGCUGCUUCUGACAAUGAUAUGGAAGGGGAAAUCAUGACUGAAGCUGAAAUCUCUGAGUUUUUAAGUGGAAUUUCUACAGACUAUCUUAGCGUUAGACAAGUGUUUCCUGGACCUGAGGAGAGCACUGUUAAUUCAGAAUAUUCUGAAGACUUUGAAAAAUCUCUGUCUUUACCAGUAUCUGAGACUACAGACAGAAGAUCCUUGUCUGAAAUGUCAGUGGGGCAUUCUAACAGCUCUGUGUAUUCCAGAAAAGACCUUUCUCCCUCACUCUCAUCACCUCAAUCUAAGAAAAAAUGGCAUGAGACAGUAAGCAGAGUAACUGUGAAAGAGAUGGCUGUGCAGACAACUGCUUCUCCAUUCACCUAUCACUGGUCAAAGAGGCAUCAGAAGGAUGGGAUUGACUUCCUUGAGGGGCACUAGAACCUACACAGGCCUUAGUAAAACAGUGGGGAUUGGAAUAAUACCCAGAUGUCCUCAAAUGGGAUUAACAACUGAGGUAUGAAAUAAACAUAUUGCUAAAGCGACCCUACCAAUGUAGAACCCUUUACGCUGCAUUUAUUUCCUAGUGGAAAGUCAGACUCCUGAUUUUUUUUACUGCUUCUGCAGGUAGCUGUUUCCAAUCCAUGACUGUCCUCUUCUUUAAAAGAGAAAAGCACCAGUGGCUUUUGCCAUUCAGGCCCUGAAUUAAAUGCUUCUAGAUCUGAUUCUCCUAAUAUUCACUGUCUAGCUCUGAAGUUAAGCAUAAACUAGACUUUCUGGGGAGAGUGUGUUGGUAAAUUUUUUUUUUUAGUAUAUUUUCAUGUUUUUACAUGUUUAGCAUUGGUGUCACCACCUAUUGCUUUCCUCUCCCGUUCAUAUCUUUCAUUGUGGAGGGAGCUAUUCAGAAAGAUCUUACCUUGGCGUACAGAUAUUUGCCAUCUAAGGAAUUAAAGAAUCAACCCAAUAAACCCUUACUCUGGCUUGAAGAAAGAUUCUGGGCCAGUUUUGCAAUUGGCAGGUAUAAUUUUACCCCUAACAAAAUGAGUUGGUUUGGAUGGCCAUGAGGAAAUGUUGUGCCAGGUGAAUGGGAAGGCAUGUAGCAAAGCUCAAUGGUGGGACAAGUUCUUCAGUUGCCACUUGUUUCCUCUUGCUACUUGUUUCUGAUGCCUACUUGAACAGGUGGUUUAGCUGGGGUCAAGGAGGAACCUGCCCAAGAAUGGUCGAGGGUAGCUAGGGCUCUUCAGGAGGCAUGAGACAAUAGAACUAGGCAGGUACAUCUGAAAACAACUAUUCUGCACUGAGGUAUUUGAGCAUUUCCCUAUGCUAUUCCUAGGGUUAGAAGCUUUCUGUAAAAUGGUGAUUUCCCACACCAUGGCAAAUAAUGGGCUGAUAUCUCAAAUAAGCAGCAUAACAUGACUAGUGGUCUUCAGCAUCUAUGUUGACUGGUACAAGUCUCUGGUUAAAGCUGUGCACAAAUUCUACAGACUUCUUAAAAAGCAGAAUGCUGCAUACUUCUAGUUCUGAAAUAUUUUAUCAGAAACAUUAAUACUAAGAUUCUGUCCU
This is a messenger RNA of Gopherus flavomarginatus (Mexican gopher tortoise), 2842 nucleotides long. It is a transcript of the gene C24H19orf44, whose product is annotated as chromosome 24 C19orf44 homolog. The transcript has 6 exons. The coding region runs from base 101 to 1720 and encodes 539 amino acids. NCBI's taxonomy places the organism in Eukaryota, Metazoa, Chordata, Testudines, Testudinidae. The record is from RefSeq and is a predicted model, not a curated record.